Messenger RNA from Labrus mixtus (cuckoo wrasse), 3028 nucleotides. It is a transcript of the gene ppef1, whose product is annotated as protein phosphatase, EF-hand calcium binding domain 1. The transcript has 19 exons. The record is from RefSeq and is a predicted model, not a curated record. Gene Ontology annotation, molecular function: iron ion binding; protein binding; calcium ion binding. Gene Ontology annotation, biological process: detection of stimulus involved in sensory perception. The coding region runs from base 337 to 2577 and encodes 746 amino acids. Lineage: Eukaryota; Metazoa; Chordata; Actinopteri; Labriformes; Labridae. Gene Ontology annotation, cellular component: nucleus; cytosol.
CCACCUGUUCUGUUGAUGCCUCCGCCUCCUUUCCGCCUCCUCACGCAGCUUCCUCAGCUUCCUCAGCUCCUCUGGAAACACUAGCCUGCACCCCUGUGAACUUUUACCUUCAAACCUUUCCGCAACAGACGUCAAGAGAAAGCUGGAGCUUCAGUCUACCGCUUCAAGUUUGUCUGUGCGUCACAUGGAUUGUGCUUUCCAUUUAUGAUUUCCGGAUAUCGCGGAUACAGGCUGCAGGUCUCAUUGCUGCAGUCUCAUGCCACCUGCCAGAUGUUACCACCUGCUGCCUGCUUGGGACCGAUUUGAUGUGACCCUCAGACCUCAUUACUGGUCAUCAUGGGAUGUGGCACCUCUGUUUCCACAGAAACGCAGGACAAAGUAGUGGAGAAAGAUGAUUCAGUUAAGGCUCCCAACCCCGCUCUGACUAUGAAGGCUGCUGUUUUGAUCCAGCGAUGGUACCGACGCUACAUGGCCCGCCUGGAGAUGAGACGUCGGUACACCUGGAACAUUUUUCAGUCCAUCGAAUACGCCGGAGAACAGGAUCAGCUUCAGCUCUCCAGCUUCUUCAGCUUCAUGCUCGAUAACUUCACUCAGCUGAACGGAAAUGGUCCAGACCUGAUCUCCCAGUUGCUGGACCCGGUUGUCGACCCCUGGUUGGACAGAGAGACCUGCUUCAACAUGAUCCCUGUUCCUGAGUCAUACACCGGGCCCCGACUGUCCUUUCCUCUCUCCGUCUCAGACACAAAUGCUCUCCUCAAUGGUUUUAAAGAGCAGCAGACUCUUCAUGCCAGAUAUGUUCUGCAGCUGCUGUACGAGACCAAAAAGCUCCUCAAACAGAUGCCGAAUAUCAUCCACUUAUCAACAUCCUACACCAAUGAGAUCACUAUAUGUGGAGAUCUGCAUGGACGGCUUGAUGACUUACUCCUCAUAUUCUAUAAGAAUGGCCUUCCCUCUGCCGAGACGCCGUACGUGUUUAACGGGGACUUUGUGGACCGUGGGAAAAAGUCGGUCGAAGUGGUCAUGCUCCUCUUCGCUUACCUUCUGCUUUACCCGGAUUACAUGCACCUGAACAGAGGGAACCAUGAAGACCACAUCAUGAACCUCAGAUAUGGAUUCACAAAAGAAGUCAUGCAGAAGUACAAGGCUCAUGGCCGUGAAAUCCUCCAGCUGUUUCAGGACGUUUUCAGCCUCCUUCCCAUCGCGACAGUCAUUGAUGGAAAGAUCCUGAUUGUUCAUGGAGGGAUCUCCGACCAGACUGACUUGGACUUCCUCGGCUCCAUAGAGAGGAACAAGGUUAAAUCUGCCCUGAGGUUUCCCAGGCGCAGUUUGGGACAGCUGGAUAUCGGUCAAUGCUGCAGACAGAUGAAGGGAAUAAGAUCGACUGACAGCUCUCGUGCCAGCAGCAGCUGCAGCCGCAGCAAGAACCACAGAACACAAAACCAGAGGAAGAGGAGGUGUUUUCCCAGCCGACAAGACAGCGCCAUCUCCACUUCCUCUUCCUCCUCUUCGUCCUCCUCCUCUUCCUCCUCCCGGUGCUCUCCUCGGACGCCGUCCCACCUCACGCCCUGUCAGUGUCCAUCCUUUCCUAGCUCGCCUCACGCCAUCAGUGUGCUCCAAGUGCCUUUCCUGGACUCACUGUCCUCUGUUGGCCCUCCGUCACCUCCACAGCAUGAGCGUGAAUGGAAACAGAUAGUGGAUAUACUGUGGAGCGACCCUAAAACACAAGAAGGCUGCAGUCCUAACACAUUCAGAGGUGGAGGCUGCUACUUCGGCCCUGACGUCACACAGAGACUUCUGCUCCAACACGGACUGCAGCUGCUCAUCAGAUCCCACGAGUGCAAACAGGAGGGAUACGAGCUCUGUCAUGGUGGACAGGUGAUCACAAUAUUCUCAGCAUCGAACUAUUAUGAGGAGGGAAGUAACCGAGGGGCUUACAUCAAAGUGGGUAGAGAACUGGUUCCCCGCUUCUACCAGUACCAAGUCAGCCGCACAACGCGCAAACUCACCCUGACACAGAGGGUCCGAGUUGCAGAAGGCUCUGCUCUCAGGGCUCUGAAGGAGAAACUGUUCAGCCAUCGCUCUGAGCUCAUGUCGGGCUUCCAGCAGUACGACCAGAAUAACAAAGGUUGUGUGUCGGUCAGUGAAUGGACUCUGGUGUUGGAGGCUGUCCUGAGACUCGACCUGCCAUGGAGGACUCUGCGUCCGCACUUAGCCCGUCUGACACCAGAUGGCAGCGUGGAGUACCAGUCCUGCUUUGAGGACAUGGGACCAGGGAACUCUCUGCCACAGGUCACUCCAAAUUUAGCUGAAACUCUCUUCAGAUACAGGACGGACAUCGAGAUAAUAUUCAACAUUAUAGACAAAGACCAUUCAGGUCUGAUCUCCAUCGAGGAGUUUCGUCACACCUGGCGUCUCUUCACUGCACACCUUGGUGUUGACAUCGACGACAGAGCCAUCGAUGACCUGGCCCGGAGUAUUGACUUCAACAAGGACGGCAGUAUAGACUUUACUGAGUUCCUGGAGGCCUUCAGGGUGGUUCAUAAACUUGACAAGGAUCAGCAUGUGAAUGGAAGAUGAACAGAAAGAAGUAUUUAUGGAGGGGAAGAAUCUAUACCCUUCAAGAACGUGGUCUGUAUGAUCAGCGGGGAAAGUGACAGAGGGAAAAAAGUAGGAAAGCGUUGAUGAGAUGAAGUGAUUUAGAAUUAUUUUUAGUUUAAAAACAACCUCACAUUGAAACACUACAUCAAAGUAAUGAUUUGUUUUUUUCCAAGCAUAUCCAAUGGGAUGGCAAAGGUCCUGCGCUGUAGGAUGUCUCAAUAUCGCAGUUUCCUUUCAAAGUAAAAUAUCUCAAUAACUAUUGGAUGGAUUGCCAUGUAAGUCUGUAUAGGCGUUCAUGGUCCCCAGAAAAUAAAUCCUGUUCGACAUUCCUCAACACUUGAUCUAGAACCACCAGCAAGCUUAUAUUUGAAGUGCAAGAAAAAAUUAUCUAUGAAUCAAUAUUAUUUUUACUGAUGUAGUGCCACAUCAA